AUGGAUGACGAUGCCGAUAACGACGACAGUGAUGCGAAGUCAGAAUCAGAUUCUGAAAAAGUCGAAGAGGUAGUAGAAAAGAAGCCUCCGGCGCAGGAGAAGAAGCAGGAAAAGAAACCUGAAACAACAGCACAAACAAAGCAAGACAAGAAGAAGGCAAAGAAGGGCAAGAAGGGAAAGCAAGAGGAGGAUGACGAUCUCGAUGCUAUAUUGGCAGAUUUGGAGUUAAAUGAAAAAGCGGCUCCUGCUAAAGGUAAAAAGAAAGGUGGCAAGAAGGACGAGAGGUGGACUCUGCUCCACUUACUGAAGAAAGCAAAGAAGCAACGCCUGCACCAGUGGGAAGCUGUGCAAAUUCCUGCUGCG
Ostertagia ostertagi is the source of this 363-nucleotide messenger RNA. The record is from the annotation of a GenBank genome assembly. NCBI's taxonomy places the organism in Eukaryota, Metazoa, Nematoda, Chromadorea, Rhabditida, Trichostrongylidae.